AUGCUAUUCAAGGAGCUGUCAUUUAAAAGAUCAAUAAGGGUUAAACUAAUAAGCCUAAAAGUCGCCAAUGAGGAUAAUCUGCUAUCCGCUUAUGUUAUGAGCAAUGUCAGAACAGUUUUCAUAGACUGCUUUGAGUUUGAAAUUGAACAUCUGCACCAGGUCUUGUUUGAAUCACUGAAAAUCAUGUUCUUCAAGCCAUCAGCAACCUUAAUAGGUGAUUAUGAUGUUGGUGGCGUCUUUAUCAAUCUAAAGCUGCUUCUGGAGUAUUUUGAUAGUUCCAACAGAAGCGCCGUUACAUUUGACCUUCAGGUUUUUAAAGGACCGGAGCUGAGCACAGCAGAGUAUUUUGAAAAGAAGUACACGACCAUUGGUAAUCUUUGUGUUGAGAUAUCGCAUAGCAAGCCAUCAAUUGCUAGCUCCAUGAUGUCUAAAAAGCCUUCAUUUUUUGGAAAGCUAGAUUGGAUUUUUGAACAGUUCAACAACAAAUACAUGGCAAAGAUUCUGUGCCUCUCGUUUCAAAUACAACAGGGUACACUGCUAUGCAGGAUCAAGGCAAUCUUAGGAUUCCUAGCUAUUCAGCUUUUUUCAAAGAAGAUAUUUCCCAACUGCGGCGGCAAUCACAAGGAUGAAUGCGCAGAUCCGUACUGCUUUAAGAACUACAAUCUGCUUAUAGGCAAAAAGAAUGCGAGGCGGCUGCUAAAAGCUCUUUAUUACUCCUCGGCAGCGUAUGCUACCUCGGCGUUUCCUAAUUUUGGACCCAAAAAGCUCAGAAAUAUGAAUGGUAUUGCAGACUCUGCGGUCAGAUUUGUUUUGGAGCGAGCAUUGAUUUCUGAAAGUGAUAUUGUUGAAAUACACCGUGGAUCCUUAAGCUCCGUUGGAUUUGUUAUAUUUUUUGACCCCCUUGAUAGACUAGUAAUUUCAUUUCGAGGCAGUUGUUGCAGGGAUGAUGUAUUCAAAAUACUGGAUGCAGGCUACGUGCCCUUUCUUCACGGCUUUGCCCACGAGGGGUUUUUAGCCCUAGCGAUCAACUUUCUCAACGAAAAGAUUAGUUUGAUCUUAGCAGAAAUGAAGAAAAGAAGGUGCACCUCAAUUCUAUUCACAGGGCAUUCGAUGGGUGGUGCCAUAGGCAUAAUGUGCUAUUUGAUACUUAAGAACAUGCCCAAGUUCAGGAGCAAACAGCUCGAUUUUAAUGGCUCAAUUAAGCAUCUAAAAAUGACAGUUAUUGUCUUUUCUGUGCCUCCAAUUCUUUCAAAAAACCUAGUAAAACAGCACUAUCCAGAAAUAGAGGUUAUUAACUACGAAAGCGAUGUGGUGGCCCGCCUUUCUUAUGGGUCUGUCCUGGACUUUAAAUAUCUUUGCGUUUCAGUUAGCUUCGCAAAGGAACUUUUUUCAGGAUUUAAUAAGUUUUUAGGGAGGGUGGAGAUGAUAAGAGAGCACAUAAGAAAAUCACAAAUGCACGAAAAAUUGUAUUGUCCAGGGAAAAUAAUGCACAUAAGAGCGGGUACGAUCGAGUCCAAGCCAGUGUUUAAAUGUAGGGAGGUGUCUCCGGAGUACUUUGAUGAAAUAAGAGUGGACAUGAGGAGCAUCAUAGAUCAUUUAAUGUACAAAGUGGGAAAUGCGAUAAAGUAUUUUAUAAAUGAGCAAUAG
Vittaforma corneae ATCC 50505 is the source of this 1647-nucleotide messenger RNA. RefSeq lists its product as uncharacterized. The coding region runs from base 1 to 1647 and encodes 548 amino acids. The transcript has a single exon. NCBI's taxonomy places the organism in Eukaryota, Fungi, Microsporidia, Nosematidae. The record is from RefSeq and is a predicted model, not a curated record. Gene Ontology annotation, biological process: lipid metabolic process.